AUGAGGGUUGAUGUAAGAAAAGCUAUUGAAACAGCCCUUCAAAAACGAUCAAAAUCUGCAAAUAUGAAUUUUUCACUUAAACGUUACAAGGAUUUAGGUAUGGAAAUUGAACGUUCACUUUUCUCAGUUCAUCAAGAUGUUAAUUUGAGAUAUCGAAAAUGGUUCAAAAGCUUUAUUACUGUUAUUAAUGAUGAAAUGAAUGGUUUCUUUCGUGAUGUUCUUCGAGAUAAGGUUUCAGUCAAAAAAUUGGUAACCUUGUCGAGUGACCAAAUGAAUGUUCCUUUGCCUCAAAAGGAUCAAUCAAAUACUUCAUUUUCUAUUUCUUCUACCGAUAUUGCUGCUCCUUCAACCUCAAAUAGUAGUUUUAACGUUGCGCCAGCCGAAUUGACUUCAAUCUCCGAAAUGCCUGAAGAAAAUGCCAUAAACGAAUCAUUUACUUCUGCUAACAGCAUUACUACAAUUCGCAAAAAAAUUGGCCCAACUACAAGUCGACACAGUAUGGUCAAAAAGACACCGUUGAGCAAUGUACAGGCAAAGUCUGCAAUCGACGACAUUUUGGGUGAUAUGAAUAAAGACACAACACAUUUACAUCAAAGUCAUUUAUACGAUGCAAAUUGUGGAGUUUGUAAACAAAUGAAUUUGAGGAAAUUUGCAGAAAAGGAAAGAAAAGAGCGUUUGGAAGCUAAACUUGAACAAAAGAGAAAGGCAGAAGAAGCAAAAAGUGGAUCACAAUUAAGUUUUCCAAAUUUGGAUCCUUCUAUUCAAGCAGCAAUGUUGGAAGCUAGUGCUGCUGAAACAGCGUCAAAUGAAUUGGAUUUUUUGAAACAAAAGAGGGAUAGACAACAAAGGGAAACGUUUGAACGCUCUGCCCCAUCCCCAUCAAUUUCUAACAGCAACAAUAUGUUAUUGGGUGGAGAUGUAAUUCUUGGACGUUGUGAUGAUCCAAUAGAUCAAGAACGUCGUCUACGAGAUCCAUUGGGUCUAGAAUCUGUUGAUGCCCUCCCUCCAGAAGAAGAAAAUGUUCAUGAAGAGGAUGACAAUAUGUCUACUUUUGGACAAGCAAAUGAUGACGAUUUUGAUGAUGGAGGAGGUGAUUUUAGUAAUAAUAUUGGUGAUGAUGGUUGUUAUGAAUCUGAAAUGCCCUUACAACAAUUAGCUUCUGAAAGGCUUAAUGAUACUGCUACAACAAAAAUUGUAGAUUUUCGUUCAACUCAAAAUGAUCAUCAUUCUCAUCAAAAAGAAAAACAUAAAGAAAAUGAUCAAAUAGUUGUUCCACGUGUUAUUCCUCCAUUUGAACAAAUAAAAAGCAAUAAUAAUAGAGAAAUUGAUAAUAAUGGAAAUUGGAAUAUGAGAAGGAAGUCGUUUAAUAAUGGAAAUAAUGGUGGGCCUAGUCCUACUGUUAAUAAUGUUCCAAUGAGAAAUGAUGAGCAACAAGAAUUUAUUCGAGGAGGACAAAAGUCUCUUAUUUUUUUAAAUUGUGUCCAUCUGGCUUGUUAUUUAGCCUAUAUUUUACGUACCUACUUAUACACCCUCUAUUUUAGAGAUACCGUCCUUUGUUUUGUUCUACCUUUUCCAUAA
This is a messenger RNA of Meloidogyne enterolobii, 1578 nucleotides long. Lineage: Eukaryota; Metazoa; Nematoda; Chromadorea; Rhabditida; Meloidogynidae. The record is from the annotation of a GenBank genome assembly.